Messenger RNA from Siniperca chuatsi (mandarin fish), 2359 nucleotides. RefSeq names its product fibroblast growth factor 8a (gene fgf8a). Lineage: Eukaryota; Metazoa; Chordata; Actinopteri; Centrarchiformes; Sinipercidae. Gene Ontology annotation, cellular component: cytoplasm. Gene Ontology annotation, biological process: limb morphogenesis; fibroblast growth factor receptor signaling pathway; embryonic heart tube development. The record is from RefSeq and is a predicted model, not a curated record. Gene Ontology annotation, molecular function: type 1 fibroblast growth factor receptor binding; growth factor activity; type 2 fibroblast growth factor receptor binding. The transcript is spliced from 5 exons. Bases 901 to 1509 code for a protein of 202 amino acids.
AUCAGGUCACCAGGGCACUGCUGACCGUCCAUCGCGACCAGCUGAUGCACUCACACCUGUGUAUCAUUAUGGAGACAGAUCAUUUUGUAUUUUAGUGUUUUUUCACACACUUGUGGUGGCAGUGCGCGCAGGCCAGCCCGUGCUCCUCCUCGCCUCCUUCUCCCCCUACCAAAUGUGGACCGCUCCUCAGGUAAAGAGAUGUUUUAAAUCAGGGGGGAGGGAGGGGAGAGUGGGGCCGGGGCUGUCCGCUUUUGUUCUGCAGAAAAAGGGGGCUUGUUCUUAGCAGAUCAGCCUGCCAUUUUAACCGGGGGUGUGUGAGCGCCGAGCGAGAGGCUUGCCACUGGAGCGGUGUGGGAUGGGAGCAGAGAGAGGAGAGAAGGAGCGUCCUGCCUGCAGUCCUGCCACAACCGAGCGGAGCAGCAGCAUCGAGCCACUGCGAGAACACUGAGGAGCGCAGACAGCCCGACCACACACCUGAAGGCCAGAGCACUGCCACGGGGAUUACAAAGCAGGAGCAACAUUCUGACAGCCCGGGCGAACUCUGUAAAAACAGAACAAAACUCUGCAGCUUUUCCCCAAACUCCAGCGCACAGCGCCGCUUCUGCAAGUGCACUUAGACUGUGCGCAGCCUUAUUACAGAAACAAACACUGUAUGUGAAUGAGAAAUUAUCACUGAUCACUGCUAUUCAGCUCUUUUCGCCUGUGAUGGACAAUGGUUUGGUGAAGAAUGUGUCCGCUGUGCAUGCAUGAGACUCUGUGUCAGCACCUCUGACCUUUUUGUGGAUUUCGGUGAAAUCUCUGGACUUGAUUGUUUGAUUUCUAACGAGAUCAGCUGGAGUUUGCAGCUCUGAAAGGAUCCUGCUCAGAAUUCACUGGUAAAGCUUUUCACCUCCAUCCAACAUGCGAGCCAUCCCAUCCAGACUCAGCUAUCUGUUUCUACACUUAUUUGCAUUUUGCUACUAUGCUCAGCAUGUAAGCGAGCAGAGCAAAGUGACGGACCGCGUGAGCCGCAGGUUGAUCCGGAUCUACCAGCUGUACAGCCGGACCAGCGGCAAGCAUGUGCAGGUCCUGCCCAACAAGAAGAUCAACGCCAUGGCCGAGGACGGCGAUGUGCACGCUAAACUCAUCGUGGAAACGGACACAUUUGGGAGUCGUGUGCGCAUCAAGGGAGCUGAGACGGGCUUCUACAUCUGCAUGAACAAGAGGGGGAAGCUCAUCGGCAAGAAAAACGGACAAGGCCGUGACUGUAUCUUCACAGAGAUCGUUCUGGAGAACAACUACACGGCGCUGAGAAACGCCCGCUACGAGGGCUGGUACAUGGCCUUCACCCGCCGCGGGAGGCCACGGAAAGGCUCGCGGACACGCCAGCACCAGCGCGAGGUCCAUUUCAUGAAGAGGCUGCCGAAGGGGCAGCAGCCCGCCCACCCGAGCCACCACCGCCCCUUCGACUUCAUCCACUACCCCUUCAGCCAAAGGACUAAACGUACGCGAUACUCGUCAGAGCGCUGAUGAGGGGGAGGAAGACAGAAAACUGAGAGACUGACUGAAUUCCCAGCAGCCGACACACUCCUCUGCUCUCUAAAACCCCUCUAGAGACGUUUUUACACCGAGCAUUACUAUAUCUUAAUAUGUGGUUUGUUUUCUAUUUUUCUCAAAGUAAAAGAAAAGCUGUACAUAGACAAAAACACGAGAAAUCUAUUUUUGUACUCCAGACUUCGUACUGACCUGUGUGACAAAACAAAAGGAGAAGUUUGUUUUAGCUGCACAGGGCUCAUUGUGUGACUUAGCGGGGCCAGCGUGCGUUGUGUUGUUUCUUUGUGUCAUUUUGACCAGUGGAGUCAUUCUUUGGACUCUCGCCUGCUGCUCAAGGAGACUUGAAGGGCCCUGACUGAGCGCACUGCCAGGGGACGCUGCGUUCACAGACACAAACUGUCACACACUGCGCUGGAGAGCGCCAGGGUCAGUAAACGUUGCAUACGCAUGUGGUGGUAACUGUGCAGUGUUGAAGCUUCUUGCUAGAUGCUGCAUCCUGACUGGGACCAUUCUCACACAGUUCAAGCAAACAGAGCUUUAAUGGCGUCUGAUGGAACAAUGUGGCAGCUACAUUUGAUAAUCACAGGUUUCCUGUUCUGACUGUAACGUUGAUGUGUAAAAAAUGCAUUGAAGUGUAAGGAACCCCUCCACACACCCACUUCCCCUAACCCUUUUGUGUUCUUGUUGUCCCCUGGAUGUCUGUUUUUAUACAUAUAUAAAUAUAUUUUUAUUUGAGGAUGUGUAAAAUAAUUUUAAGGAUGGAAUAUUUAUUUAAAAUGUGUAAUAAAUGUACAUUAAAAUACUGAUAUUAAACUCUUGUUUGGUA